GAUGUGGUCCUUUGCUUGCCUUUAUCUGGCCCUUGGGGCACUAUUCCACCAAUUGACACCAAUGCUGGGAGCACCAAUCCCCCCCCUAUGGACACCAUUAAUGGGGCACUAUUCUUCUAACUGCGAUCAACAGUGGGGCACUAUUUUUCUCAAUGAUGUCAAUAUUGGGACACUAUUCCUCCCAUUAAAACCAAUAAUGGGGAAUAGUGCCCCAUCAUUGGUGUCAGUGGAGGAAUAGUGUCCAUCAUUGGUAUCAGUGGGAGAAAUAGUGCCCCAUCGUUGGUGUCAGUGAGAGGAAUAGUGUCCAAUCAUUGGUAUCAGUGGGAGGAAUAGUGCCCCAUCGUUGGUGUCAGUGGGAGGAAUAAUGCCCCAUCAUUAGUAUCAGUGGGAGGAAUAGUGUCCCAUCAUUGGUGUCAGUGGGAGGAAUAGUGCCCCAUCGUUGGUAUCAGUGGGAGGAAUAAUGCCCCCAUCAUUAGUAUCAGUGACACCAAUGAUGCGGCACUAUUCCUCCCACUGACACCAAUGA
Messenger RNA from Staurois parvus, 526 nucleotides. NCBI's taxonomy places the organism in Eukaryota, Metazoa, Chordata, Amphibia, Anura, Ranidae. The record is from the annotation of a GenBank genome assembly.